Molecule: messenger RNA, 3517 nt
Organism: Marchantia polymorpha subsp. ruderalis
Lineage: Eukaryota; Viridiplantae; Streptophyta; Marchantiopsida; Marchantiales; Marchantiaceae
Source: the annotation of a GenBank genome assembly
GCUGCUGCUGCUGUCUGCAGUGGAAAUGAUGCUGUACGAUGUGAACUUUGUCCUUCUCAUCGACAAAGAUUGAAACAACGUGGCCAUCGCGCGGUUGAGGGAUCAGAAACCUACAGUAGCUCGUAUAUCGUAUCCUCUCGCUGCUAAACUUGCCCUGCCCUGCGAGGUUGAUGCAACGAUCGUGAAGCAAAAAUAAGCGGCGUGUGGUGUGGUUGACAUGUCGGCGACGAAACAGGCGAUUUACCAUUCCCGUUCUAACUCUGUAACUUUAGUUAGAGGAGAACAGCUUUUACCGCCUUGGAAAGACGCCAGCCAAGCUGCCGGCAGUGGCUAUUCUCACACAAGGAAGGAAGGAUGUGGAGUAUGAUGGAAUCCAUAACACAACAACAACACCGCAAGGAUAAUAAUAAUGCAUGAUGGUAUUGCUCUGUUUCGUGAGCGUGCACGAGUACUUGUCACGGUUAGGAGACUUUCUCUCUCGGUGUGUCGUUCCGUCUCGGUGACUGCGGACGUGUGACUGUGAGGAGGCUGGAUGGCUUCGUGCAAGGUAGUGGUUACGUUACGAUGAUGUGGGAAUGGAGACUAGCCGCCGGCCUUUGGGAGAGACGGAGUGCUUUCUCUGUAGACUCGGUUGAGACCAGAGACUGCGCUCGAUGUCAUGGCGGGUUGUGGGCUGCGACUGUGCGUAGAAGAGAGGAGGACUGCAGCUGGGGCUUGGAUCUGGUUCGGUGUGGUUCAGACAGCCUUUCCAUCCCGCUGUGUGACACUCCAUCGACCGACUCCCUCCAUUCGUGGACCUCGGCCGGUCUGAUGUGCAUUCUGCCGAAUCCGUUAAGGGAGAGGAGUGUCGAACAUGGGGAAUGAAUUCUCCGAGGGAAUGAAUCUCAGAGUGCAACAUGAGUUGACUCGUCACUCGGACGGAGAUUUCGACAAGACUGGACAGGAGGCCGUGCUGGAGGCCCUGUCGAGGAUGAACAACAACCGAAAAUACAGUGAUCUGAUCAUUGUCUGUAAAAAUGGUGUGCGCAAGUUUGGCAGUCGGCUGUGGUUGAGUGCCCGAUCUGCCGAGCUCGAGCGAAUUAUUACGAAUUCCUCGGUGACAGAGUCCGGGCUCUCGGUCAUCUCUCUGCCCACCAUCAGCCCGGGAGCGAUGCUCAUCGUGCUGGAAUUCUUGCACACUGGAUCGCCUGGAGCUUUCUUGCAGCGGCUGGAGUCGAAAUUCAUUCGAAGGCUGAGCCGCGAUGUGAUCGGUGCCGCCAAGCGCCUCCAUCUUCCUCGACUGGAAAACAUGUUCUGGCGUAUUUUAGAAUGGGAAGGCGAGCACGGACUGAACCUCGCUUGCAUACGCGACGACGAGGAGAAAGGAAAGGCAGAGAUUCUGGAAACUCUGGCCCGAAUAUCGAAGAUCCCUCGGCACAGCGACGUUCUCAUACGCAGCUCCAAUGGCGUGCUGGUGCCCGCCAGUCGCCUCUGGUUGUCUGCGAUGUGCCCCGUCCUGGGAAGGUUAUUCGGAUGCAAGGGGGCCAGUGCCGGAGGUCAGACCUUCAGAGAGAAGGUCACAUUGAACGUGAGCACGGAGGUGCUGGACAUCCUUCUGGACUACCUGCACACGGGCUCGCCGAGGAUGUUCAUGCAGAGCUUGGGCGACCGAAAGCGCUGGAGUGCAGGGUUAGAAGCGAUAUGCCUAGCUCGACACCUGAAGAUUUCUCUGCUGGAGAAGUUCUUGUGGAGCUUCGCGAUGGAAGACGCGCGCAAGUCGACGGCCGAUCCGACCGACAUUGAACUGAGCGUGUUCCGCCUGGCUGAACUUCGCAACUUCCCUUACGAUUUCCUCUCUCGCAGCGUUGUCAACUGCCAGGAUCACAUUCGGAAUGUGGAAAGAGUGGCCACUGCUUUAGUGCGCAUCAUCGACCGCGGAUGGAUGGACAGCGAUCACAUUAGAGAGCUUUCGCAGGAAGAUUUCAUCUAUUUUCUCAGGAAAACACGACGAAAGAAAAAUCGACUCGCCCCGAUCGACGUCACCUACAGACUGGAGGAAUAUCAUCGGCUGAGAAGUAUCGUCAGAUGGUGUAUGUGGGACCCGAGCUGGAGCACCGAAGUGCUACCGGAAGUGGCGAUCAAAUUCGUUUCUAUCUUCUUCAGCAAGGCCGAAUAUGCGAAACCUCUGCAUUCUGAUAACUGCUCAGACUCCGAGAGGGAAGAAUGCUUCCGAUUACUGCGUAAGGACAGGCGGAGGAUAAUGCAAGCGCAAACCAUUAGGAAAAUUCUGAAAAACAUCUGUAAACUAGCGAAAUUCGAGCGGUUCUUUCUUCCAUUUGUCGACCUCGACAUUAUACAUCCAGCUCUGCUGACUAAUUUGUUGAAGCCCUGGGGCCUGAUUUCCCCUUCUGUGAUCCAGCGAGCUCUUGAUAGGCAGACUUUAAGAAAAUGUCAACUGUCCGAUUAUGUGUAUGCUGAUUUCCGAUAGCGAUCUCCGAACUUAUGAAAUUGAAGGAUCCACAGAGGCUACAACCACUCGGACACAGAGAGCCGAAGAAGCGUCCUGAAAGUAGAUUUGACGACCGAGAGAUCGAAAACAGGGCAGAGUGGGCAUCACGUGAAAUAUGGCAUUCUCUGAAAAGCUAUUUCAGUGGACAACUCGUUCCCUCACGUAGAGACUUCGACGGUCAGUGCUCAGUUCUAGAGCGAACGAUGUAAUUUUAGGAUGUUGUAUAAAUGUGUAUAAAGAAUUUGGUUCAUCAGCCCUGCGAUUAUUCUACUUGCCGAAUAGGUUGCUUCACUGACUGGCGGUGGAGAGCGACAUCAGAAUCGCACAGAGCCUGAGGAUUCAGUUUUGCAAGUGAUUUUCUUAUCCAAGUCAAGCUCAAGUCUCACCUUCAAUUGUGACGGGUAGCAAGCUCUUGCGAAUGAAUCGAGCUUCAGUUGACUCAUUGUCGGAGGACAAACAAAAUCCGAUCAUUUCCAGCAAUGCACACCCCAAAGGAAAACCUGAGCAUCCAGCAUUCCAGAGCAUGAGGAGGAAUGAUUCUUACUGCAUUCAGUUUGAGUGAUUUGAGGGCCAGAUUUUCAUCAGGCUCCCACAGAAAUUUGCGAGCUGGAUGUUUCACGCUACAGAUCUGAGAAAUGCUUGCACCCGACCAAGGAAUAUGGGAAGACUUCCAUCCACGUUCACAGGUAUGGAUUUUGACAGCUCAGGUAAUCAUUUGGACUCGCCGCGUAUGGGGACGCAAGGUGGUAAACUCAUUAAGCACAACAGGUCAUCGAACCAUACCAGAUGAGAACCAGCGGCAGAUAGGGACGCGAAGGCAGACACCAAAUUGUGGUAUUUUACAUGUUCAACACACCUCAAGCCUCUGCGUUUUGUGAGGUAUGAAUCUCGACUGUAGUCCUGGCGGAACCUGUGACAUGCGUCCGCAGAUUGCACCAACCCCAUGAUCAGGUAUACAGUGUAGCUUCUUAAAAUUAUCAUCAAAUGUUGUUCGAUAGGGUCACUCUAGGUUUAAUAUUAUAUAGAGCU